AAGCCUGCCUGCUCUCUACCAUUCACAAACACCGUCCUCCAAAGCCAAGAAACCAAGACCAUGGCCAAACCCCUCGUCCUUAGCGUCCUCCUUAUCCUCGCGGUGGCCUCGACCGCGGCGGCCACCACGCUGACCCUCCACAACCUCUGCCCGUACCCCGUGUGGCCGCUGGUCACCCCGAACACCGGCUUCCCCUCUAUCUCCGACAACGCCGUCCGCCUCGACGGCGGCGGCCGCGGGCUCGUCUCCUUCCGCUUCCCGCCCAGCUUCUGGGCUGGCCGCGUGGUGGCGCGCACGGGCUGCGGCCGCUCUCCCUCCCACGGGUGCGAGACGGGGAACGCGCCGCCGGCGACGGUGGUGCAGCUGGUGGUGCACGCGGAGGGGGCUCAGGACGUGGCGGCGUACAGCGUGAGCCUGGUGGACGGGUUCAACGUGCCGGCCGUGGUGAGCCCGCAGGCGGUGGGCGGCGGGCAGUGCCCGGCCCUGGGGUGCGCGGCGGACCUGAACGCGGGCUGCCCGCCCACGCAGCGCGUGUUCGGCGCCGGCGGCGGCGUCGUGGCGUGCAAGGGGUUCGCGAACUACUUCAAGGAGCGGUGCCCGCUGACGCGGACGACCCCCACCGACGUGGAGCCCGUGCCGCAGCGGUGCCUCGCGCCCGGCGAGCUUAAAAUCGUCUUCUGCCAGGCCGCCAUGGUGGACGCCGCCGGCGAGCCGGGGCUCAUCCGCACCGUCGUCGCCGACAACUAGCCGGCGGCCGGCUGACUGAUCGUAGCCACUACGUAUUUAGUUCGUGUGUUUAAUGAGAUUAAGUGGGUAGUUAAGUGCGUAUCACUCGUGUCAGACCGUGAUCGAUCGAGGCUGUAACUGUUAUGUGUUUGGCUUCGUUGCCAUGUCCGGCCGGCCGUGCCCUGCGAAUAAAGCGUACGUACCAUCAAUCCAUGAUGCGUACGUAGUUUGUUGUA
Molecule: messenger RNA, 962 nt
Organism: Phragmites australis (common reed)
Lineage: Eukaryota; Viridiplantae; Streptophyta; Magnoliopsida; Poales; Poaceae
Product: osmotin-like protein
Exons: 1
Coding region: 61-747 (228 amino acids)
Biological process (GO): defense response
Cellular component (GO): extracellular region
Source: RefSeq, a predicted model, not a curated record